This is a messenger RNA of Archocentrus centrarchus (flier cichlid), 2039 nucleotides long. RefSeq names its product radial spoke head component 4A (gene rsph4a). Lineage: Eukaryota; Metazoa; Chordata; Actinopteri; Cichliformes; Cichlidae. Gene Ontology annotation, cellular component: radial spoke; axoneme. The coding region runs from base 119 to 1639 and encodes 506 amino acids. The record is from RefSeq and is a predicted model, not a curated record. The transcript is spliced from 7 exons. Gene Ontology annotation, biological process: cilium movement involved in cell motility; axoneme assembly; cilium assembly.
CCCGGAGUGUGUACGCUGUCCGCAUUGGUUUGCGGCGCACGGCGGAAGCGGUAAAAUAAAAAUAUUAGUUUGCACGUCUUUGCUCUGCUCGUUAGAGUCGCGAGCUCGUUGACGAACGAUGGACGGAGAACAGGAGAGACUGCAGUCAGCUGCCGCGAUCAAGGCUUUUAUGUUGAAAAACAGCACGAAAAGCAGGCUGAAUCUUUAUGACCACCUCACUCGCUUGCUGAUACAGCUGAUGGAUGAGCAGCCACACGACGCAGUGGAUGUGAUAGAGGAUAUGAGCAGCAGUGUAAAGCGGGGCUUGUUAGAAGACAUGCAGAGUGCUCUGCAAGACCUCCCACAGACUACAGCUGAUGAGCAGCUGGCUCAGCAGCAGCGCCUGCUCUUUGCUCAACCAGAAAGUGCAGACCACGAGGAAGAACUGGUGGAAACACCUCUUCCUAAUGUGAGUGAGUUGGGCUUCUACCUGGAGCAAGCUGGAGUGGGUCUGGGCCGAGAGGAGAUGCAGAGGAUUUUUCUUGCACUCAAGCAGCUUGUUGAGUCGCAGUCGCUGUUGCACUGUCGACUGUGGGGCAAGAUUCUGGGAACGGAGAGCAGCUAUAUUGUUGCUGAAGCUGUCGCUGAAGGGGAAGAGCACAGCAUUGAUGAAGCAGCUGAGGAAGACGAGAGAGAGGUCGAUCCUCAGGAGAACGAGAUAGAUCCACUUCCGCAGUCGACCUACAAACCUCCACCAGUUGUGCCAAAGGAAGACACAGGAACAGGUGCUAACAAGUUUGUUUACUAUGUGUGUAAUGAGCCUGGUCUUCCUUGGGUAAAGCUACCUUCAGUCAGUCCUGCACAGAUCACUGCUGCACGGCAGAUCCGCAGAUUUUUCACCGGGAGGCUGGACACCCCAGUUGUGAGCUACCCACCUUUCCCUGGGAAUGAAGCUAACUAUUUACGAGCACAGAUUGCCCGAAUCUCUGCUGGCACGCAGGUCAGCCCUCAGGGCUUCUACCAGGCUGGUGAGGAAGAGGGUGAUGAGGAAGAUGAAGCACACCAGGAUGACUAUGAAGCAAAUCCUGAGUUUGAGGGCAUUCCAGUUGCUGAAAUGGCUGCAUCUUUGUCUGCCUGGGUGCAUCAUGCUCAACACAUCUUGCCACAGGGUCGUUGUACUUGGGUGAACUUGGCUAUAAAACCUGGAGAGGAAUCUAAUGAGGAGGGAGAGGCUGAUGAGAAGGAAGAAGAGCCUGAUGAACCUGAGCCAGAGGUUGGACCCCCUAUGUUGACUCCCAUCUCCCAAGAUGUAGAAAUGUUUGGCACCCCACCCUGGAGUCUCAAGUUGUCCUCCACGCUCACAUCUCAGCAUGCAGAAGCUGUGCUGUGCUCUAACCUCUGGCCAGGGGCGUAUGCAUACGCCUGUGGAAAGAAGUUUGACAACAUGUAUGUUGGAUGGGGUCUAAAGUAUGCAGGAGGAGGAUAUAGCCCACCUGUACCCCCACUGCCACAGAAAGAAUAUCCCAGUGGACCAGAAAUCACAGAGGCCCUGGACCCAUCACUGGAAGAGGAACAGACCCUGAAAGAAGCUUUAGAGGAGCAACAGGCUAUCCGGGAGAAAAUGGAGGAAACAGAUGAAGAGGAGGAAGAAGAUGACUGAGAAACGAGUUACUUAUUUGACAUUAAAAUUUUAAAAUAAUUUAUUUGUAAGUCAGUGGUAAUGUAUUUGAAUAUUUAGAGUGCAAUUAAGAGAUGAGGUGUGGAAAACUUAAGUAACUCUUAAAUAGCCAAGAAUAUUUAACCUGUCUCUACAGUUUUCUGUCUUUCCGGCUGACUGGAAAUCUGUAUGUUCUGUAAUUUCCUACAGUUUUAUUGUGACCUGAAUGUGCGUGCGUGUGUGCGCGCGCAUGACAGAAGCGGUAUCUUGUUGUUUUGCUGUGUGUUUUUGGCGUGGUUGCGGCCCACAGCAACACAGGAAUCAACACAGCAUUAACAAUUAAGAGACAACUUUUGCUGGCAAUCUUUCGCCAUUUUCUUCAAAACGCUACAGUAUUUCCGGU